AUGAGGUCGUUAUUUUUGACCUUGGCCUCUUUAUACCUUUUUUAUCUCCAAUUGGUCUCCUGCGAUAACAUCGCUUGCGGGCCAAACAAUCAAUGUGCCCUUGGCUGUUGCUCAAAGAGUGCAAAGGUAUGCGGUUAUGGACCUUCGUAUUGUCAUAAAGACAAGUGUUUAGCGGAGGGUAGCGCACAUGGAACGUGUAGCCAGAAAUCUGAAUGUGACCCAGGUGUUUAUCCAGGCUGGGGAGAAAAUUGGGGAUCGGAUUAUGCAAAUGCGACACAUUGUCCGCUCAAUGUCUGCUGUAGUCCCUACGGAUUUUGCGGCACGACCAAAGACUUCUGCGGUGAUGACACUGUUGCAGAACCUCGUUGUGGGGGAUCAUCCGCGACAAAACGAACUAUUGGGUACUAUGAAGGUUGGAAUCUACAACGUUCUUGUGACACAAUGGAACCUGAGGGGAUUCCCAUCGGGGGUUACACCCAUAUCAACUUUGCUUUCCUUUACAUUAACCCUAUAACGUUUUUGGUCGAACCAAUGGUAAAAAACCAGGAAGCACUCUAUGACCGCGUUGCUGCCUUGAAAAAGAGGAAACCAGGUCUAAAGGUAUGGGCCUCCAUUGGGGGAUGGGACUUCAACGAUCCGAGCCCGACUUUCCGGACCUUUUCACAACUAGCGGCGUCACCUUUUGGUCAAUUUCUAUUCUCCCAGUCGCUACUGGCAUUUCUUGAAGCGCACGGUUUUGACGGAGUGGAUUUAGACUGGGAAUAUCCAGUUGCUUCAGAACGAGGAGGGAGUGAUGUAGAUUACGAUAACUAUGUUUCAUGGCUUGCAAAUCUCCGCGUGGCUCUUGACGGUGCUGGCAAGGGAUAUGGACUGUCCCUUACUCUACCAAGUAGCUAUUGGUAUCUUCAGCAUUUCGAUAUUGCUAAAAUGGCUAAGAGCGUUGAUUGGUUUAACAUGAUGUCCUACGAUCUUCAUGGCUUGUGGGAUCAAAAUAAUAAGUGGAUUGGUUCUAUUGUGAACGGUCAUACAAACCUGACGGAAAUAUCCCUUGCUAUGGACCUCCUAUGGAGGAACAGUAUCAAGCCUGAUCAAGUUGUCAUGGGGCUGGGAUUUUAUGGAAGGAGUUUUACUCUUAAAGAUCCUUCUUGUGGAACGGCCGGGUGCCCCUUUUCUUCUGCAGGGAGACCCGGAGAGUGUACCAAAAGCGCCGGUACUCUGUCAUUUACUGAGAUUGAGGCCAUCUUAGCUGACCCAAGGCGUGGUGCAAAGAAAGUUUAUGAUCCUGUAGCGGCAGUGGAAAUCGUAACUUUCGACAACGACCAGUGGGUUAGCUAUGAUGACUCGAAGUCUUUCAAGGCGAAGAUGGACUAUGCCAACUCACAUUGCAUUGGUGGCACACUGGUUUGGGCCGUAAGCCUCGAUAGCGAUGGCACCGCUACUAAUGCUUUAACGGGAACAACAAAACCUUUUAUUGAUGAUGAUGGGUCAAAUGGCGGCAGUGGGGAUGUCUAUAUAGGGCCUGAUCUUUGGGAAAAUUCGACGCAUGUGGUUGCAUGCGAACCUCCUUGCACUAUGGUGUUGCCCCCAUUCCCUAUAGAGACACCAGUCACGGUAAACUGGCCAGCCUACACGACAUCCGUUCUAUCUAGCUCUGCUGGGACGACCUACACCAAAACAACGGUUAUCAAUAUCCCGCCAUUUGUUGUGACUGAAAUACCGGUCUGGCCUGUGACCGUUGCAGAGCCUGGCUUAUCGGCACUGUUUCCACCUAAACAAAGUAUCGCACCGCCACCCCUUAUAUUGACGCUUCCUGCCACCGAAGCGGUUUUCCCAGUGACACAUCCUGAGCAUACCAAGACUAUCACUACCCCAUCAAUGCCGGACCCUACAACCUCAGGCUCUGCUACCAUUUCUACCCCAGCCGCUGUCCAGCCUGGGAUGGUUUCCGGCUGUCGUGAGUUUUAUAAGGCUAUGGCGGGGGAUAAUUGUUAUGGCAUUGCUACAUCCCAUGGCACGACCCUGGAAAAGUUCAUUGAAUGGAACCCAGCGGUAGGGGCCGACUGCUCGGGGCUUUGGGCAAACGAAUACUACUGUAUCUCCGUUGGAUCUGAUUCUACUAUUACCGGCGGUUCUACUUCUGGCACCGCGUCAUCCACAAGAAUACCGCCAGUUUUCCACACAACAGCCCACACUAUCACAAUCCAACCGCAGCCUACUUUCACUUCGAUUCAGCCACCCACAAGAACAAUUCCACCUCUCCAAUAUGUGGAUGGAAAGCCGCCUUCUAGCGGAGGUUGUACUGGAGGAAAGCCUUUAUCCGGCUGCGGAGUUCACGAUUGCACUCUUUUUGGCUGUGGAAAAUGCAUAGGACCUGGAGGAGACGGGGACGAUUCCGGAGACGACGACACUACUACUACAACAACAACCUCUUGCACGAGUUCUAUGACUACUACGACAGCGUGUGAUACAGCCUGUUCUGAUUCUGAGGAUAAGGCCUGCGAGACUAUCUGCGACACUGUGACGGUCGGAGGGUGUCAAAAAGAUGAACCUCUUUGGCUUCAGAUUGAAACUCCUGUAGCUGAUCCCUGGCCUUGGUUGGAUGAGAGCGAUGAGGAAAUGCUUUCAAAAGCACUCUCCGUUGCCUCCUUUAUCAAUCCACGACUUACUGCGAUAGAUCCAAUAACGAUUGAUGGUACGCCGUUCACCGCAGGACCCGCUCCUACCACCACCAGCACACCCGUCCACACCGAAACGUCAAAUUGCAAGGUGUGCACCUCGACAGAAGGGCAGAAAACAUCUUCCUGCACAUUUCAGGAUAACUGUACUCCAACGCCGCCACCUAAACCAGAGCUCUCUGCCACUUGCGACUUCCGCAGUAAUUAUGGCGUUGCCUACCGUUUCACAGUCUGGAAUAUUCGGGGAUGGGCAAAUGACCAUGGAAUGGCCCUCAAACGCGAAGAAGAUGGCUGUGCCACUCUAAGCGGGUGGGUAUUCAAGGAGGCCACGGCGGAGAAAGGUGCAAGUGCGAGCUUUAAUCUGGACUAUUUCAUCAAGGCAGGGUGCGUUGAGCGAGCCAUCGUGUCGGCGGGUGGGCCCAAGGUAGAAUGCAUAGAGAUAGUAGAUUUCAACGCGGCUAACCAUCCGGACAAGCCGUUGCAAUCGCCAAACGCCACUAACACCACUACAACCAGAAUCAGGGCAUUGAGGGGCAGGGGCUCCGCAAUUGUCUAA
Microsporum canis CBS 113480 is the source of this 3231-nucleotide messenger RNA. Its product is annotated as chitinase. The coding region runs from base 1 to 3231 and encodes 1076 amino acids. Gene Ontology annotation, molecular function: hydrolase activity, hydrolyzing O-glycosyl compounds; chitin binding. The record is from RefSeq and is a predicted model, not a curated record. NCBI's taxonomy places the organism in Eukaryota, Fungi, Ascomycota, Eurotiomycetes, Onygenales, Arthrodermataceae. The transcript is spliced from 11 exons. Gene Ontology annotation, biological process: carbohydrate metabolic process.